Mastomys coucha (southern multimammate mouse) is the source of this 2124-nucleotide messenger RNA. It is a transcript of the gene Aktip, whose product is annotated as AKT interacting protein. Bases 199 to 1080 code for a protein of 293 amino acids. The record is from RefSeq and is a predicted model, not a curated record. The transcript is spliced from 10 exons. NCBI's taxonomy places the organism in Eukaryota, Metazoa, Chordata, Mammalia, Rodentia, Muridae.
CGCUGAGAGCAGGGCGGGGCGGGGCUCUGCGGGAGAGGAGCCGCAGGGGCCGGGCUGCACUACAGCCGGAGAUGCUGUUGGCCCGUGGUGGCGCUCGGCCCCUAGCGCUCCGCACUGAGGGCAUCCAGGCAGCGUGAUUGCUGAGGACAGAAGAGUUUGAUGACACUGCACUGAAGUUCUUUGUGUGGAGUACACGUUAUGAACCCUUUGUGGAGCAUGUCUGCAGGCUCUGUGCGCAAACGAGCUGAAGGUGAAGAGAAGACAUUAGCAGGGGAUGUGAAAACCAGUCCUCCACGAAGUGCACCCAAAAAACAGCUACCUUCUAUUCCCAAAAAUGCUCUGCCCAUAUCGAAGCCUACAUCUCCUGCCCCAGCAGCACAGUCAACAAAUGGCACCCAUGCCUCUUACGGACCCUUCUACCUGGAAUAUUCGCUUCUUGCAGAAUUUACAUUGGUCGUGAAGCAGAAGCUGCCAGGAGUCUACGUCCAGCCAUCUUAUCGCUCUGCAUUAGUGUGGUUUGGCGUAAUAUUCAUACGGCACGGGCUAUAUCAAGAUGGCGUAUUCAAGUUUACCGUGUAUAUUCCUGAUAACUAUCCAGAUGGCGACUGUCCACGCUUGCUGUUUGAUAUUCCCGUCUUUCACCCACUAGUUGAUCCCACCUCGGGUGAGCUGGAUGUAAAAAGAGCAUUUGCAAAGUGGAGGCGGAACCAUAAUCAUAUAUGGCAGGUGUUAAUGUAUGCAAGGAGAGUCUUCUACAAGAUCGACACAACGAGCCCCCUAAACCCAGAGGCCGCAGUGCUGUAUGAAAAAGACAUUCAGCUUUUUAAAAGUAAAGUGGUCGACAGUGUUAAAGUAUGUACUGCUCGUCUGUUUGACCAGCCGAAGAUAGAAGACCCCUACGCCAUUAGCUUUUCUCCAUGGAACCCUUCUGUACAUGAUGAGGCCAGAGAAAAGAUGCUGACUCAGAAAAAGAAGCCUGACGAACAGCACAAUAAAAGUGUUCAUGUUGCUGGCCUGUCAUGGGUAAAGCCUGGCUCAGUGCAACCUUUCAGUAAAGAAGAGAAAGCUGUAGCAACCUAAGAGAUGGUGGAUCUGGUGCACCAUGCACUUUCCUGCUGGACUCUGGCCUAGUUAAAGCUGACUAACGGCAAAGGACUGCCUGAAGAGUAAACUUCGUGAACAGUGACUGGCUAUCAGUGUUGUGUAUGCGUAGGUUCUAACAGCAGGUUAUGGAGACCUCUCAUUAAGUAAAGCGUUACUUCUGUCGGAAGUGUCAGGGUGGAUCUAGUUCAGUACUCCAAAUUAUUGGGGACCUUGAGGCUUAAGUAUUUUUCUGAAUAUGUUAGAGGUAAGUUGUGUUUACUUAAACUAACAGAACAGAGAGAAAUGAGUACUGUGUAAUAGCUUGGAGUUGGUAGUUUCAGCUGUAUAUAUGUUAGGCCAUGAAGAAGGGUGUAGACAAAGACUCCAGAGUGCAGCACUUUCAAGUAGAAGACUGGCUUCCCAGCUUCAGCCUGCUGACCUGCUGUAAACAUCUCUCUCAGAAGCAUUAGGAAAGUAGGCAGAACCUGGAUGCUUGUUCAUAGAUUUUUUUUUUUUUAAAGGUAAAUUACUGUAUUUUUAUGGCAGGAAGAAGAAAAAAGUGUUCAAACGGUUUCUGAUGAAGUCAGGUAUUUAAAUGGUGAAUGACCGAUGUGUUAGUGGAGAUGAAAUAAACCAAUAAAUGAUUGAUUGUCAUUUAUGCAGGAAAGUAAUGCUCCUUUUCAAUAUAACUAAACAGAAACUAAUUUAUAAGUGCUUUAUUGAAAAAUACACAUAUUUUCAUACAAAAUUACAGUAGCGGUACUAAGGUUUUCUAAGUGCUCUGCACGGCACUCCUCUAGGGGGCAGUGCGAGGCUGGAGGUUCUCAGCUGGGUGCUUUAGGGCAGCAUGAAGUUACCUAGUAACUUGGUUUAACAUGAUCCAAUUUACAAUUGAAUUUUCUCCUUAGGAUUAUUAAUCCAACUUAAAAAAAUGACUUGACAAUGAUUAAUAAAGAUAUGUGUAGAUAAUCAAUAGCUGUUAAAUAAUUUUCUAAUUUGUAUAAAUGGUACUAUGUACUAAUAAAAACCUAAAUUCUCCAA